Trichobilharzia regenti is the source of this 1268-nucleotide messenger RNA. Lineage: Eukaryota; Metazoa; Platyhelminthes; Trematoda; Strigeidida; Schistosomatidae. The record is from the annotation of a GenBank genome assembly.
CUAUUGUUAAAGUCAAAGAAGUGUGUACGUUGAUAAUCUUUUCAAGUUUCCAGAUGAUAUACGGGGAACAUGGAAUGAAAAUGUGAAGAGUUUCUUCGCCUGGGCGAACAGUAGUCAUUGUAGUAAUUGCAACUUGAAAAAAUAUUUCAGUUCUUUUGGACUGUUUGGGAAAAAGUCCUAAUUUGUUUAUUUAUUUUUUUUUAUUAGUACAUUUGUAGCGAAAAUAAAUAUUUGAAUUAGUUUUCCGUCUUGUUCUUUCUAGUUUCAUUUUUAAUCUGUAAUAAUAAUGCUGAUUGGUAAUUUAUUUUCUAGAAUGUGUAAUUCCAACAUACUACAAUUUCUUCUGCUUUGCGGAAAACUGAAACGAACUGUAAGAACUGGGUGGACACGUUACAAUAUCAAUGCCCCUGAAAGUGUUUCUGAUCAUAUGUACAGGAUGGCAUUAAUGGCUAGUGUAAUUCCAAGAAAGGAGCGCGAAAAUCUGAACACUGAUCGAUUAAUAAAAAUGGCGAUUGUACAUGAUUUAGCCGAAUGUAUAGUUGGCGAUAUUACGCCGUAUUGUGGGGUAUCGAAAGGGGAGAAAUUAUCAAGAGAAACGGAUGCUAUGAAGCAUUUGUGUUCGCUUAUCUCAGAGGAGAACGGUACAGAAAUUUUGAAUCUAUGGAAGGAGUACUCUGAACAGAAGACGCCUGAAGCUAUUAUUUGCAAAGAUUUUGACAAGUAUGUACAAUUCCAUAAAUAUUAUGCAAACAAAACUGUUCGUAUACGCACAGAUUUGAAAUGCUGUUACAAGCCUAUGAAUAUGAAAGUGAGACAUGUGAACCAGGAAAAUUGGAAUCAUUUUUUGAGAAUACUCUAGGUAGGCUUUACUUCUUCUUCUUCUGUCUUUACUUGGGAAUUCAACUAAUUUGCAUUUAUUCUAGGUACAUUCAAGACACAUUUAGGCCAAAAAUGGGUAGAAGAACUUUGUGCAUUACGUCGGGAUUUAUUUGUUCGCAAAGAUACAGCUGGUGAUGACAAGAGCUAAAUAGCCAGAAUCUCGAGAUUGUAUAUAUAUGUAUACAUAAAUAUAUCAACUUUUCUUAAUUGUAUUUUUGUUUAUCACAUCGCAUUUGAAAUGAACGUAUCUUUAUUUAUGCACUGUUUAAGUACUUUCUUCACUGUGUUUGCAAAAGUUCAGUAGUAUUCCACGGAAAGUAUUUCUUCAAGCAGGUGGCUCUGUGAACAGUCGCUAGAUAAAAUUCGGCGUGAUAUCUAUACUAGUGAAG